Molecule: messenger RNA, 2935 nt
Organism: Rattus rattus (black rat)
Lineage: Eukaryota; Metazoa; Chordata; Mammalia; Rodentia; Muridae
Gene: Ralgps2
Product: Ral GEF with PH domain and SH3 binding motif 2
Exons: 20
Coding region: 107-1858 (583 amino acids)
Biological process (GO): positive regulation of GTPase activity; Ras protein signal transduction
Cellular component (GO): plasma membrane
Molecular function (GO): guanyl-nucleotide exchange factor activity
Source: RefSeq, a predicted model, not a curated record
CCGGCGUCGCCUCAGCCUUUCAGGAAUGAUGUAUUUGUGGCCUUGGACAUGAAGUAAUCAGACCUCUGUUGCUGUUAACAUAGGCUCAGGGGCUGAUGAGGAAAGCAUGGACCUAAUGAACGGGCAGGCAAGCAGUGUUAAUAUCGGGGCUACAGUUUCUGAGAGAAGUAGCAGCUCUGAGUCAUUAAGUGAGAAGGGCUCUGAAUUGAAGAAAAGCUUUGAUGCUGUGGUAUUUGACGUUCUUAAGGUUACACCAGAAGAAUACGCGGGUCAGAUAACACUAAUGGAUGUUCCAGUGUUUAAAGCUAUUCAGCCAGAUGAACUUUCAAGUUGUGGAUGGAAUAAAAAAGAAAAAUACAGUUCUGCACCAAAUGCAGUUGCUUUCACAAGAAGAUUUAAUCACGUAAGCUUUUGGGUUGUAAGAGAGAUUCUCCAUGCUCAGACCCUGAAAAUAAGAGCAGAAGUUUUGAGCCACUAUAUCAAAACCGCUAAGAAACUAUAUGAACUCAACAACCUUCAUGCUCUUAUGGCUGUGGUUUCUGGCUUACAGAGUGCACCAAUUUUCAGGUUGACUAAGACGUGGGCGUUACUAAGUCGAAAAGACAAAACUACCUUUGAAAAAUUAGAAUAUGUAAUGAGUAAAGAAGACAACUACAAAAGACUCCGAGACUAUAUAAGUAGCUUAAAGAUGACGCCUUGCAUCCCCUACUUAGGUAUCUAUUUGUCUGACUUGACCUACAUUGACUCAGCGUACCCGUCCACUGGCAGCAUUCUAGAAAAUGAGCAAAGAUCAAAUUUGAUGAAUAACAUUCUUCGAAUAAUUUCUGACUUACAGCAGUCCUGUGAAUAUGAUAUUCCCAUGUUGCCUCAUGUCCAAAAAUACCUGAACUCUGUUCAGUAUAUAGAAGAACUACAAAAGUUUGUGGAGGACGAUAAUUACAAGCUCUCCUUAAAGAUAGAACCAGGAGCGAGUACACCGCGCUCAGCUGCCUCCAGGGAAGAUCUGGCAGGUCCUGACAUAGGAGCCUCGCCACAAGGCGGGAGGAAGAGCAGUGCUGCCGAGGGAGCCUUACUGCCACAGACGCCCCCGUCCCCUCGGCACCUCAUUCCACAUGGACACAGGAAGUGCCAUAGCUUGGGUUACAAUUUCAUUCAUAAGAUGAACACAGCAGAAUUUAAGAGUGCAACGUUCCCAAAUGCAGGGCCAAGGCACCUGCUGGAUGAUAGCGUCAUGGAGCCACACGCACCAUCACGAGGCCAAGCCGAGAGCUCUACACUUUCCAGUGGGAUAUCCAUAGGGAGCAGUGAUGGUUCUGAACUAAGCGAAGAAACCUCAUGGCCAGCUUUUGAAAGGAACAGAUUAUACCAUUCUCUCGGCCCGGUGACAAGAAUGCCACGAAAUGGCUAUCGAAGCCACAUGAAGGCCAGCAGUUCUGCAGAGUCGGAAGACUUGGCGGUGCACCUGUACCCAGGGGCUGUUACUAUUCAAGGCGUUCUCAGGAGGAAAACCUUGUUAAAAGAAGGCAAAAAACCCACAGUAGCAUCUUGGACAAAGUAUUGGGCAGCCUUGUGUGGAACACAGCUUUUUUACUAUGCUGCCAAAUCUCUGAAGGCUACAGAAAGAAAGCAUUUCAAAUCAACGUCAAAUAAGAAUGUGUCUGUGGUGGGCUGGAUGGUGAUGAUGGCCGAUGAUCCAGAGCAUCCAGACCUCUUUCUGCUGACUGACUCCGAGAAAGGAAAUUCAUACAAGUUUCAAGCUGGCAGCAGGAUGAAUGCAAUGCUGUGGUUUAAACACUUGAGCGCGGCCUGCCAGAGUAACAAGCAACAGGUUCCUACAAACUUGAUGACUUUUGAGUAAAAGCCUGAGAAAGAAGAGGAGCGCUGUUCCCGUGUGGAGCCAGGACCUGCCGAGAGCCCCAGCCGCACCAUCCCGUGCCAGGAAGAGCCCCCAGGCUCCAGCCCAGCCUCCGGAGCUCAGAACCAAAAGCACUAAUUUCAGGGAAUGAAGUGAGAUGUUCCCAGAGAAAAACAAUGGAGUUGCAAAACAAACUGCCAUGAACUACGCUCAUCUCCGAACUGACCUGUGGAAACCACUGCCUUAACAGAGUGCGAGGAGAACCGACACCAAAUAGUGUGUGUGCGCGUCUUCUGGCGGUGCUGUGCUUGGAAUAAAUUGUAGCUAAUUUGCAUUUCUUUUAACUUUGUACUAAUUCUGGAGGGGAAACCAUCUUUUUAGAUACACUUUAAAACGGAAAAACAUUUCUUACGGAUUCCAUCAGGAGCUGUUUAGGUGCAGUGAGAAGUCCUGUGAGGAACAGGCCGACAGCCCACCUGCAGGGUCUGCUCAGCCUCUGCUAGUGGCUCCCUCACUCCUACAGCAAGACCAGGAGUGACAAUGCGGGAGCUGUGGGUGCUGUCUGGGCUAGGGCACGCUUUACCUUGGAUGAGGGAUGCGUUUAAACACUACAGUUUGGAAUUCAGUGCUAGAAGGAGAAUAUGAUUCCUGCAGAGGAGGUACAAUGGCCGAGUGUUCACAUGCCAGCAGGCACAGUAAACACGGAUGUUUCUAACCACAGUUAAAGUUUAACUUUCUGUAUGAAUUCAUUGUUGGGCCCAAAUCCACCUAGGAGCAUGGUGAUCCCGUGCUCCGGUUUCUGUAGCCUUUUCUCGAGUCAAGUGGAUUCUCCAGCCACAGGCGUCAUCGCCUCGGGGAAGACCCUGGUGUUCCCCAGGGUGUUGCCCUUUGCAGUGUUUAAUGUGCAGUAUGCCAGACUUAUUUCUUAUUGAAUUUGUUUUUGUUCAGUAUGAGGUUCAAAAGCAUUCGUGUUUAAAAGACUCUUCAUGUAUAUGUAUGUAUUUUAUUGUAAGACAAACCAGUUUUAAGAAGAAUAAAGGCAAAGUUUGCAGUUCUAGGAAUUAAAAAUAUAAAACCUUU